This is a messenger RNA of Protopolystoma xenopodis, 339 nucleotides long. NCBI's taxonomy places the organism in Eukaryota, Metazoa, Platyhelminthes, Monogenea, Polystomatidea, Polystomatidae. The record is from the annotation of a GenBank genome assembly.
AUGGUAGCGGUACAGAAGAGCACAAGAAAAGAGGAAUUGGAGCGGGCAAAUGAAAUGAGAUUGGCUCGAAGACGAAGAAAGCAUAAAAUGCAAGAACAAAGCACAGGUGAUGCUGAUAGUGAUGAUGAAUAUAGCGACGAUACUACUCACUAUAGCAGUUAUGGUGUUGUUGUUGUUGGUGGUGGUGGUGGUGGUGGAGACGAUGCUGGUAAAACAGAAAGAAAGGAAAGGAGGAAUCCUGCAAAGUGGGUAGACUGGCGGAAGGAGAAUAAGAAUAUGUUGAGGAUGGUACUGGUGCCGCCGGAUUUCUUCAGUCACAAGAUCUAUCAAAAUACGUAA